GUGCAGAAAGAAGACCAGGGCACACUUGUCAUGGCGGGGUACACCGCAGGUGCUCUGUCUGCAGCGACAUUCGAUUGGACACGCAACAUCCUGUCGAAGAAGCACUCAGAGAGCUUCAUUCACAAACUGGAGCUCGCUGUUUCGUCUAGUUUUACCUUGUUUUACAACAAGAUGCGUGCUGUGCUGCCAGCAGAGCUCCUUGCUGACUACGAACAGUACCUUGAGACCAAUGGCUUUCCGCGCAUGGAUGCCAACGGAACGAUGGGGGCUGGGGCUGAUGGUCGUGGAGAAUACUAUGUGCAGAAGGGCAGCGACACCAUUGUGUUUCGCCACGAGAAGCUAGCUCCUCCUGCUGGUGUCAUGGGUACGAAUUACGCUCGGUCUAUUCAUUGGGAGCGUGCACCGCACAAGUACGCAUAUUCCUGGACGACGAACCGCACCACUGAAGUUGGUGGUCACUUCUACAUCGCCACCUACGGGAUCAAGAUCGAGCAGUCGGCGAACACGUUCAUCGCAUGGCAGCCCCGCCAUGCACAUGGAACAAGCCUCAUUGGCCACAAGCCUCCAGCCAAGAAUUCCCGGCCACCGUUUGCACAACAAGGCCUCAGCUUUGUGAGUAGCAUGCGCUUGGCAUCUACGUGGCAGAAGUACAAAGCGAGCAAGAUCUCUGUGCAGCAAGCUGUUGAGGAGUAUGCUGAAGGGCUGGAGCUUGAUAUAGAGGCUUGA
Rhodofomes roseus is the source of this 726-nucleotide messenger RNA. RefSeq lists its product as uncharacterized. NCBI's taxonomy places the organism in Eukaryota, Fungi, Basidiomycota, Agaricomycetes, Polyporales, Fomitopsidaceae. The transcript has 2 exons. The record is from RefSeq and is a predicted model, not a curated record. The annotation marks the transcript as partial.